AUGCCGAGGGGCUUCCUUCUACAGCGCUACACUCGCCACAACUCGGACGGCGAGGACAACCGCUCGGACUCGUCCUCUUCCGCGGACGACCACGAGGACGCCGUCCGAUUCGCCUCCUCCCCACCGGCAGCCGUCGUCAAGAGCUGCGAGUCGCUCCUGCUCCGCGCAAGCGCUCUUCUGCAGCCGGACCACGGGUCUCCGCCGCCGUCUUCCCAGGAAGCGGCCAAGAGAAAGAAACUCUCUCCCGCGGGGCCGCCGCCCCUCUUACACGGAAGCCCUCCACGGAAGACCGGCGGAGGGAGCACCGGCGGUGGGACGGCGAGCCCCAACGGCGCCGCCAAGUCGGCCGUGCGCCGUCUACUCUUCGACGACGACACCCUGUCUCCGGUGUCGGGCACCUUCAUUCGGCCCUACAGCGACGAGGACGACCUGGAGCUGGACGAGGACCUCGACUACGACAUUCCGGCCGCGCUGAAUCCCGUCGUGGUGAGCGAGGAAGCGCGCGCCGAGCUGGCCAAGAUCGAGAACAAGAUCGGCGCCUACGUGUGCCGCCUGUGUCGCCAGCGCUUCGGCGACGCGUUCGGGCUCGCCCAGCACCGGUGCUCGCGCAUCGUGCACCUCGAGUACCGGUGUCCCGACUGCGCCAAGCUGUUCAACUGCCCGGCCAACCUGGCUUCGCACCGCCGAUGGCACCGGCCCAGGAACGAGUCGGGUGGCAGUGCGUCGCCCUCGGCUGACUGCAAGCAGCAGCAGGGCUCGUCCACGUCCGACGAAGAGGCGGCCGGGCCGUACGCGUGCCCUGUCUGUCCCAAGAGGUUCCGCAGGCUCGCCUACCUCCGCAAGCACGCCAACGUUCACGCCCAGGCGGAGGCCACGUGA
Molecule: messenger RNA, 879 nt
Organism: Dermacentor silvarum
Lineage: Eukaryota; Metazoa; Arthropoda; Arachnida; Ixodida; Ixodidae
Product: insulinoma-associated protein 1
Exons: 2
Coding region: 1-879 (292 amino acids)
Biological process (GO): regulation of cell cycle process; negative regulation of transcription by RNA polymerase II; neuron differentiation
Cellular component (GO): transcription repressor complex; nucleus
Molecular function (GO): DNA-binding transcription repressor activity, RNA polymerase II-specific; RNA polymerase II cis-regulatory region sequence-specific DNA binding
Source: RefSeq, a predicted model, not a curated record